Molecule: messenger RNA, 1274 nt
Organism: Humulus lupulus (European hop)
Lineage: Eukaryota; Viridiplantae; Streptophyta; Magnoliopsida; Rosales; Cannabaceae
Exons: 8
Coding region: 133-951 (272 amino acids)
Source: RefSeq, a predicted model, not a curated record
AACACAACAAUUUAGUGUUACGCCAGUGAGGUGCGGUGAAUUUCGAUAAUAAACGUUUCGUGUUUUCCAAUUUUUAUAUAUAUGUAAAACAACCACUCUAUCUUCUUCUUCUUCACUUCUCUUCUGAACUCCAUGAUUCCUCUGAAAAUUCAUCAACCGCACCAUCUGUCUUUCUUCCUUUCCCAAAAUACUCAUCUCCCUUCCUUUCUCUCUUCGGUCUCUCACAGACCCAGGUUUCACUUCAAACCCAAUAGCCACUGGUUUUCACAUUCACCAUCUCAUAUCCCAAUCCCUCGCUCCUCGAACCUCACCUUCAAGUCCCCGAGGGUCUCAGGAAUUGAAACAUUGUCUUUUCAAAAUGACGAGGAUAGAGACAAAUCUUCGCCUCAGCUUCAGCUUCAGGAUUUGUCUUCAAGGGGAAUGGUGUAUCAGAAAACUUUGGCAUUGGUGGAGUGUUCCAUGUUCGCUGCUCUCACCGGCUUAGUCUAUUUUUUGAGUAAUUCUCUCGCGAUUGAGAAUUAUUUUGGGUGCUUCUUCUCACUUCCGAUAGUAAUUUCCUCAAUGAGGUGGGGGAUUCCGGCUGGAAGAAAGACUAUGGUGGCAACAACUAUGCUAUUACUUGUGUUGUCUGGUCCUGUAAAAGCAUUAACCUACCUGCUUAAGCAUGGUCUAGUUGGUUUAACAAUGGGUGCUUUAUGGAGGUCAGGAGCAGAUUGGAAGCUCUCAAUUUUUCUAUGCACAAUUGUACUGUGUUCCCCCAAUUGUUCGCGCUCUUGGUGCUGUAGGAUAUGUUUUGAUUACUUCGUUUAUAAUCAGGGAAAACAUACUUGCUUUGAUUACUAUAAAUAUACAUGCUUCUCUAACAUUCUUGAUCACUGCAUCGGGAGUUUAUACAGUUCCGUCCAUGAAUGUGAUUUACAUUAUCUUCGGGGUUCUGGUUUUCCUAAAUAGUGGAUCAUUCGUGUUCCUGCUGCACCUGUUGUAUUCUGUGUUCCUAACCAGGCUUGGAUUGAGGGCUUCAUUAAGAAUGCCGAAAUGGCUGGAGAAAGCAAUAUAGUUUACCAACAAAGGAUUUUAGCUUGUAAAUCUCUCUAAAGCAUUUGCUUAUUAUAUAUUGGGGCGGCCACAUUAGCAGUCUUCAUCGCAUUUACUAGUAAUCUUUUCAAGAUAACAUGAUUACUGUAAUUGUUAAAAGAUCGUUCUUAGCUUACAUCUUCAGAGUACAUAAAAAAUAGCAAAUGCGCCAAUAUCAGAGUUGUUUAUGGUGCCCAAAA